CGUUGAAAAAUCAAAGAGGGGCCUCAAUUUAACGAGAGCAGACCAACGAAAUUGGUAAAGAAACCGAAAUCUUGAGUAUUGUAAAGAAAAAAAGAAAUGACUCUCAAGAAGCUGGACGCAGAUCCCUCAACCUUGGAGAAGGUGUUGGAAGAAUUGAAAUCUGACGAAUCAAACCGUAACAAGAUCAAUUUCAUCCUCUUCCUCGCCAACAAUGAACCCAACACCAACCGCAGCUGGUGUCCUGAUUGCGUUAGGGCUGAGCCUGUGAUUUACAAGACUCUAGAGGAAUCACCGGAGGAAGUGAAUCUUAUUCGGGCUUACGCCGGAGAUAGACCGACGUGGAGGAAUCCGAUGCAUCCGUGGAGAGUCGAUCCUCGAUUCAAGGUCACCGGAGUGCCAACACUUGUUCGCUGGGAUGGAGACAGUGUUAAGGGUCGUCUUGAGGAUCACCAGGCUCAUGUUCCUAACUUGAUUCGCCCACUUCUUGCACCAUCCACUUAAUUCGAUAAGUGACUAUGGCUGGAUCGAUGAUCAAGUUUAUGAAUCGCUAGUUUUCUGUUGCUUUCCAAUAAACCCUUGAAAUAAAAUGUAUCGUUGCAUACUCUUGCUUCUCUACUUAAUAAUAAUGCACACUAUUUGGGUGUCGCUUACAAUUA
This is a messenger RNA of Raphanus sativus (radish), 656 nucleotides long. Its product is annotated as thioredoxin-like protein Clot. The coding region runs from base 97 to 501 and encodes 134 amino acids. The transcript is spliced from 3 exons. Gene Ontology annotation, cellular component: cytosol. NCBI's taxonomy places the organism in Eukaryota, Viridiplantae, Streptophyta, Magnoliopsida, Brassicales, Brassicaceae. Gene Ontology annotation, molecular function: protein-disulfide reductase [NAD(P)H] activity. The record is from RefSeq and is a predicted model, not a curated record.